AUGAGAAGAGAGCCGCGAAAGAGAAACAACAUUUCGCCUCCAGGGUCCCCAAAGCCAACCUCUUCCAAAAGCCGCUGGUGUUCCAAGAAAAGCUGUUCGGGUCUGGAAGGCGCCGGUAGCACGCCGGAACCUUUAGUUCCAGGCUGUGCGCCGAGCCGGCAGUACCAAGGAUCUUUCGGAGAGGGAAGAGGGCGCACCGCGAUGGCGGCAACGCCGCUCCUGAAGCACUGGCGCACCACUUUGGAGCGGGUGGAGAAGUUCGUGUCACCGAUCUACUUUACCGACUGUAACCUCCGCGGCAGGCUCUACGGGGACAGCUGCCCGGUGGCUGCACUCUCCAGCUUCCUGACACCAGAAAGACUUCCCUAUCAGGAGGCAGUGCAGCAGAACUUCAGCCCCACGCAGGUCGGACACAGCUUCGGACCCACGUGGUGGACCUGCUGGUUCCGAGUAGAGCUGGUCAUCCCAGAAGCAUGGGUGGGCCAGGAAGUUCACCUUUGCUGGGAAAGUGAUGGAGAAGGCCUUGUCUGGCGUGAUGGGGAGCCUGUCCAGGGUUUGACCAAAGAGGGUGAAAAGACCAGUUAUGUUCUGACUGAUAAACUGGGAGAAGGAGACCCUCGGAGCCUGACCCUCUAUGUGGAAGUGGCCUGCAACGGGCUCCUGGGGGCUGGGAAGGGAAGCAUGAUUGCAGCCCCUGACCCUGAAAAGAUGUUCCAGCUGACCCGGGCUGAGCUGGCCGUGUUCCACCGCAAUGUCUACAGGCUCCUGGUGGACCUGGAGCUGCUGCUGGGCAUAGCCAAGGGCCUCGGGGAGGACAAUCAGCGCAGCUUCCAGGCUCUGUAUAUGGCCAACCAGAUGGUGAAUGUGUGUGAUCCUACCCAGCCUGUGACCUUCUCAGCAGCCGAGGCCCUGGCCUCUAAGUUCUUUGGCCAACGUGGAGGUGAAAGCCAACAUACCAUCCAUGCCAUGGGGCAUUGCCACAUUGAUACAGCUUGGCUUUGGCCCUUCAAGGAGACUGUACGGAAAUGUGCCCGGAGCUGGGCAACAACAGUAAAGCUCAUGGAGCAGAACACAGAAUUCAUCUUUGCCUGUUCCCAGGCACAACAGCUGGAGUGGGUGAAGAGCCACUACCCUGGCCUGCAUGCCCGGCUCCAGGAGUUUGCCUGCCGUGGGCAGUUCGUGCCUGUGGGGGGUACCUGGGUGGAAAUGGACGGGAACCUUCCCAGUGGAGAAGCCAUGGUGAGGCAGUUCCUGCAAGGCCAGAACUUCUUCCUGCAGGAGUUUGGGAAGAUGUGCUCUGAGUUCUGGCUGCCAGAUACAUUUGGCUACUCAGCACAGCUCCCCCAGAUCAUGCGUGGUUGUGGCAUCAAGCGCUUCCUGACACAGAAAAUGAGCUGGAACUUGGUCAACUCCUUCCCACACCAUACCUUUUUCUGGGAGGGGCUGGAUGGUUCCCAGGUGCUGGUCCACUUCCCACCUGGAGACUCAUAUGGAAUGCAGGGCAGUGUGGAAGAGGUGCUGAAGACUGUGACCAACAACCGGGACAAGGGGCGGACCAACCACAGUGCCUUCCUCUUUGGCUUUGGGGAUGGGGGUGGUGGCCCCACACAGACCAUGCUGGACCGCUUGAAGCGACUGGGCAACACUGAUGGGCUCCCCAGGGUACAGCUGUCUUCUCCAGGACAGCUCUUCAUGGCACUCGAGAGAGACUCUGGGCAGCUGUGCACAUGGGUCGGGGAGCUCUUCCUGGAACUGCACAAUGGCACUUACACUACCCAUGCCCAGCUCAAGAAGGGGAACCGAGAAUGUGAGCAGAUCCUGCAUGAUGUGGAGCUGCUCAGCAGCCUGGCCCUGGCCCGUUGUGCCCAGUUCCUGUACCCAGCAGCCCAGCUGCAGCACCUCUGGAGGCUUCUGCUUCUGAACCAGUUCCAUGAUGUUGUGACUGGAAGCUGCAUCCAGCAAGUAGCAGAAGAUGCCAUGAACCACUAUGAAGACAUUCGUUCCCAUGGCAAUACAUUGCUCAGUGCUGCAGCUGCAGCCCUGUGUGCUGGGGAGCCAGGUCCUGAGGGCCUCCUCAUUGUCAACACACUGCCCUGGAAGCGCACUGAAGUGUUGGCCCUGCCCAAGCCUAGCGGGGCUCAAAGCCUAGCCCUGGUGACAGUGCCCAGCAUUGGCUAUGCUCCUGCUCCUGCCCCUACCUCACUGCAGCCCCUGUUGCCCCAGCAGCCAGUGUUUGUGGUACAGGAGACUGAUGGUUCUGUGACUCUGGACAAUGGCAUCAUCCGAGUGAGACUGGAUCCUACUGGCCGCCUUACAUCCCUGAUCCUGGUGGCUUCUGGCAGGGAGGCCAUUGCUGAGGGUGCUCUGGGGAACCAGUUUGUGCUGUUUGAUGAUGUGCCCUUGUACUGGGAUGCAUGGGAUGUCAUGGACUACCAUCUAGAGACACGGAAGCCUGUGCUGGGCCAGACAGGGACCCUAGCAAUAGGCAUUGAAGGUGGCCUUCGGGGCAGUGCUUGGUUCCUACUGCAGAUUAGCCCCAACAGUCGGCUCAGCCAGGAGGUUGUGCUUGAUGUUGGCUGCCCCUAUGUCCGCUUCCACACCGAGGUGCACUGGCAUGAGGCCCACAAGUUCCUGAAGGUGGAAUUUCCUGCCCGUGUGCGGAGUCCCCAGGCUACCUAUGAGAUCCAGUUUGGGCAUCUACAUAGGCCCACCCACUACAAUACCUCUUGGGAUUGGGCUCGAUAUGAGGUGUGGGCCCACCGAUGGAUAGACCUGUCAGAGUGUGGCUUUGGGCUGGCCCUGCUCAACAACUGCAAGUACGGAGCAUCAGUGAGAGACAACGUCCUCAGCCUGUCGCUGCUGCGGGCACCAAAAGCCCCAGAUGCUACUGCUGACAUGGGAUGCCAUGAAUUCACCUACGCCUUGAUGCCACACAAGGGCUCCUUCCAAGAAGCUGGUGUUAUCCAUGCUGCCUACAGCCUCAACUUCCCACUGCUGGCACUGCCGGCCCCAGGCCCAGCGCCCGCCACCACCUGGAGUGCCUUUUCCCUGUCCUCACCAGCAGUUGUAUUGGAGACUAUCAAGCAGGCAGAGAAGAGCCACCAGCACCGAAUCCUGGUCCUGAGGCUAUAUGAGGCCCAUGGCAGCCAUGUGGACUGCUGGCUCCACACGUCACUGCCAGUUCAGGAGGCCUUUCUUUGUGACCUCCUGGAGCAGCGAGACCCUGCCAGUCACCUGCCCCUUCAGGACAACCGCCUGAAGCUCACCUUUUCUCCUUUCCAAGUUUAUGGUUCAAGACUUGAACUCUGCUUCCAGCUCCUGCCACCAUGCCUGCCACUUGCUGCCAUGCCUCCCGACCAUGUUGGACUCUGUUUAUUUGUUUUGGUUUUUUGAGACUAGCUCUCACUGUGUAGCCCUGGCUGGCCUCAAACUCAAAGAGAUCUGUCUGUCUCUAACUCCUGAGUGCUGGGAUUAAAGGCAUGUGUUACCAUGCUGGUCCAUGACAGACUUUCUAUGCCUCUGGAACUGUAAGCCCAAAUAAACUCUUCAGUAAGU
Molecule: messenger RNA, 3555 nt
Organism: Nannospalax galili (Upper Galilee mountains blind mole rat)
Lineage: Eukaryota; Metazoa; Chordata; Mammalia; Rodentia; Spalacidae
Gene: Man2c1
Product: mannosidase alpha class 2C member 1
Exons: 27
Coding region: 1-3393 (1130 amino acids)
Biological process (GO): oligosaccharide catabolic process; mannose metabolic process
Molecular function (GO): carbohydrate binding; alpha-mannosidase activity
Source: RefSeq, a predicted model, not a curated record